GCGCCAGUAUCGCUCAUGUAAAACUAAAUUUAAAGCGCACAUACGCAUGUGGGAGUUAUUUUUUCUUACUAAAUGCGUAUUAUGGGUUAUUCGGGAAAUAAGGAUUACGAUACGAGUAAAGCUCCUUAUUUAGAUGUAGUCACCGAUCCCUGAGGUGAAAUAAUUGCAAUAGUCUUGAAGGUAAAUAUUUUGUCACUGACGAUGAGUGAAGAAAAAAAGUGUAAGGUUAAUCUCCCCAAGGAUUGGACUGUCGUUACUUCCAACAGUCACCCUGACAGAGUUUAUUAUUUCAACGUACGUACCGGGGCAUCAUCUUGGACGGAACCACGUCAUGACGUAAACAUGUCUCGUCCUGCAAAGUUAACGUCGAAACGAAAAUUGUCACCUGACAUUGAUCCAGGUGAGAUUGCUGUGCGGAAAUCGCCUACCACAGAACUGUCUCCACGUCAAUUAUUGUCCGCCAAGAGGCGUUCGCGAGUUAACGUGCCAAUAGAUACGCCACAAAUGCAAAUGAUGAGGCAGAAGAUGCAGAAGAAGAAUAAAUCUGUGCCAAAUGAAAAAGCUAAAUCGAAUAAAGCUGCAAAAAAUAAAAACAAUUACGCGGUAUCUACGUCUGCUAAAGGUCCAGGGAAAAGCAACGACCUUCAGCAAUCGCAGCGUAGAGAAUCUGCAGUUGUGGGUGCUGCAAAAGCAGUGACGUCCAGCAGCACGUGUCGUUUGCGCAGCCAGGCGAGUCGAGUGAGGCAGACGAGUGAUAUUCCAAAGUCUCGUGACACAAGAAAUACUGUCCUCAAAAAAAAUAUAGCAAGCAAGAGAUUGGAUAGCUUGAAAAAAAAUUUAAAUGAAUCGCGCAAGAAAAUAGAACCCACCAUCUCUGCCCUGGUCGCGCAGAGGCUGCUGACGCAAAAAAGUGACAUGGCGAAUAAUGACAAAAACAAAUUGGGAAACGAGAUGCGAGAAGCAAGAACGAUAAUUCCUGAGCCCUCUAAUGCAUACAAGGAAGGCAGCCCGUUGGACGAUCUUGUGACCAAGGUUCCUUUCAAACCUAAAAUCCGCAAAAAAAAAAAAAGCGCAACUGUGGCAAACACUGGGGGUGAGUCUGCUGCCGGGCCUCAACAACCCAUUCCGCAACCCGAAGAAGAACAAAAUACUUUUUGGGAGGAAAUGGAUUGGGAACCAAUUGAGGAAGAAAAAUUAGUAGUCCAAAUUCAAGAGGUUCGGAUGCAGCUUCACUCUAAUGAAGGCGUUUUAUCCAAGGAACUCCCCGAUUACACCUCGAGUGGCCUAGAUCUUUCACACGUUUCUGCAAAUAAGGAGACGGAGAUCACGUACAUCGUUGUAGACACAAACGUUUUUUUAUCAAAUCUGAAAACUAUCGUAGACAUAUUGGAGAAUCCCGGCCAACUCGGAGUCGUGGUAGUGCCUUGGACAGUACUGCAGGAGUUGGAUUACAUAAAAGACAAUAAAUCAAAAAGCAAAACAGUUCAUCUGCAGCACAGCGCGAGACUCGCGGUGAAUUUAUUGUUCCAAUGUUUCUCCAGUAAACACCCUAGAGUCAAAGGUCAAUCCGCAGAAGACGCGGCGCGGAUAAAAAGGAAUUUUGAAAUCGAGUCUCCGGACGAUGAGAUAUUGCAAAGCUGUAUGCAAAUUCGUGAGCUUGGAUGCACAGUGGUAUUAUUAUCCAACGAUAAAAACCUAUGCAACAAGGCCAUGAUACACGACAUACCCACCUACGGCCGACAUCACUCUAUCCAAGAAUUACUCACCCCGAAGACAAAGGCGAGCGAAUACAGGGACCCAAAUUCGAAUCUAAAAACCUUUACCAUGAACUACAACGAACUAGUUACUACGGAUGAGGUGCAAAUCUCCGACGAAAUUUAUGGCGAGGCUAAAGCUGUCGUCAAGAACUUUUUGUCAACCAUCGUUUCAACGGAGAUGGAAAAUUUGUACGAAAAGAACUGGGAGAAGCACACGAUCGUCCAGCCUCCGUGGUCUGUGAUGGACGUUCUCAAGUGCGCGACCAAGCAUUGGAUCGCUGCAAUUAGCAACGCGUUCGUGAGAUCGGCUAAGUCACAAAUGGAAAAACUGUCAGAAAUGUUCAAAGAUGCUCCAAAAUACGGCCAGAGUCUCAAGUACGUUAGCGAAGUCCUAGAUGUGUGCCAAAAUCUCGUUCAGUUGGUAGAUUCGAAAAAAUAUGCCCAAUUGGCGAACGAAACAUUCUCCCAAAUUCAAGAGCUUGUCAAAGUUUGCCAGUUAAAAUCGCAAGAACUGAAGGAAAAAAGAAUCGUAUCUUAUCUGUGUAACGAAAAAAAUCUAUCAAAUUAUGGGAAAAAAGCCGACAAGGCUUUCAGUUUUUUGGAGAAAAUUUGGAAUUUCACAAAUAAUUUUUGUGGAAUGACUACUAAUCUGACAGAGAUGCCUCAUGAUCCAGUUUACAAGAGAUUUAAUCAAGAGUUGACGCCUGAGGUUAUGAAUGAAUUGCAGCCGGCAAUAUCAUCGAGUCUGACCAGACUGAUCAAUGCCUUGCAAACAGUAUUAAACGACGACGUAUUUUUAUCCCUGUCGCAUCCGGCAUUGAUAGAACUGUACAGGAGCCUCAUGAGCUACUUUCCAAAUGGUGGAGAGCUGAACGAUUCGUGUUCGUUGGAACUCGAGGACGUUUUCUGCUGCGUUCUAACAAGAAGUGACGCCUUGAAAUCGGGUCUGACGCAGUUGCGAGAACUGAACCGUCAUAUUUGUUGCAUGGCGCAACACAGACUGGAAUAGAUCGUCGUUCGUUAUUGAAUUAUUUUAUUUAAAGAAAAAAAAAAACGUGUAACGUUUUCAAAUAUCUUCCUGCCCGGCGUUUCGUAAUGAUGUCCGCAUUUCUGGCUGCUAUAUUUUAGGAUUCUAUAUCUUAAGGUCGCGGUGGACGCGUUCUAGAAACGCAAAUUAUUUAUUCGUUCAAACAAACGAUAUUUUAUUUCAUUUUAUUUCACACACGGGUUACAUCACCAAUGCUGUUAUUGCUGGUCGUCGGCAUUCUUUAUUUAUUCGAUUAUUUAUUUUUUUUUUUUUCCCCGUUUUCAAAGGCUGUGAAUUACAUUAGAUUUUAAUCCAACGCGAAUACCUACAAUGUAGUACAGUAUGCGCCUGAGAGAAACUUGAGAUUCGAAAGGCAGGUAUAGAAAUAUUGAGCGAUAAAGUUAUAAAAAUUGUAGAUAGUAUUUCUUCAAGAUUUUUGUACAAAUGUAAAUCAUAAUAUGAAAGGAUAAAGAUAUAUUCUUUGAAAAUUAUACGUUCCAGAAACAUCUUUGAAUUGA
Molecule: messenger RNA, 3302 nt
Organism: Athalia rosae (coleseed sawfly)
Lineage: Eukaryota; Metazoa; Arthropoda; Insecta; Hymenoptera; Athaliidae
Gene: Swt1
Product: transcriptional protein SWT1
Exons: 12
Coding region: 202-2766 (854 amino acids)
Cellular component (GO): nucleus
Molecular function (GO): protein binding
Source: RefSeq, a predicted model, not a curated record